Molecule: messenger RNA, 510 nt
Organism: Entamoeba invadens IP1
Lineage: Eukaryota; Evosea; Mastigamoebida; Endamoebidae
Product: trafficking protein particle complex subunit, putative
Exons: 3
Coding region: 1-510 (169 amino acids)
Biological process (GO): endoplasmic reticulum to Golgi vesicle-mediated transport
Cellular component (GO): TRAPPIII protein complex; TRAPPI protein complex; TRAPPII protein complex
Source: RefSeq, a predicted model, not a curated record
AUGUCAAAAAACAGUGAUAAAGGACUUACUAAAACAAUUCCACAAGUCAGUCUUUCUGCCUUUUCGUUUCUUUUUGGAGAGUACAUUCAUCAUGAAUUUCACCAAGAAAAUCGUAUCACAACAACUCAGUUCCACGACAAACUUUUUGAUUUGGGGUACAACCUUGGCAUGAGAAUGACAGAACUUAUUUCUUAUAAAGAAAAAGAAGGUUUACGUGAAAACACAACGGAUGGGGUGAUGAACUUUCUUGCGAAGGAUAUGUGGAGAGUAGUUUUUGGAUAUCAAGUCAAUUAUGGGAAGGUGCGAGAUAAGGCCAACGAGUUUUUAAUCACAGACAAAAAUUUAAUCAUUACCGAGUAUAUCAGUUAUGCUUCUGAUUGUAACGUCUAUUGUGUUGCUUUUGUCGCUGGUAUUGCGCAGUCAUGUAUGGACGCUGCAGACUUCAAAGGAACAGUGACACACGGGGAGGACGAGGAUGGCCCAUAUUUACAUAUAAUAUUUCAGCUAUGA